AUGGAAACCAUACGUCUUACGCUGAUCUUUUUGCACACAGUGAUCAUCAUUUUUGCAACAGUAGAAUUAUAUUCACAUUUGAAUCAUAUUCCCGAUGAUAAAAACAAACAUAUUUCAGGCAUUGUUCAUUUUGUCACUGAUUUCUUAUAUAUUAUACUGUAUCAUGUCAGUAGUAUGAUUGUUAUUUGGUAUACUAAUCGGUCAGGUUCGGGGAUGGUGCGUGCAACUGGCAUAUUAUUGAUUGGUGAGUUAAUACAAGUUAUCUCUAUGAUCAUUCAACUUGUACUUGAUCCGAAUUUUACAAUGAGCAAUGAACUGUUGUCAUUUAUUACAUAUGAUAUGGUUCUAGUCGCUGCAGUAAUACUAACAUUUCGAAUGAGUGAUCAAAUCUCAAAGCGUCGAAUCGAUUUUAUGCAAAUUGAGCUGCUUCCGGAUAUGAUCAGUAGUCGAAGUGUAGACAGUAGUAAUGAACCUGCAUUUCUUUAA
Adineta ricciae is the source of this 486-nucleotide messenger RNA. The record is from the annotation of a GenBank genome assembly. NCBI's taxonomy places the organism in Eukaryota, Metazoa, Rotifera, Eurotatoria, Adinetida, Adinetidae.